GCUCCAGCGGUGAAAAUGCACAAACCCUCGAAGCCCUCAAGGCAUCAUACCAAAAGUGGCUCAUGGCGGACGGUAUUUUGUGCGAAGCCGGCCUUCAUGACUUGUUCGAGGCAUGCCUUAUUCUGAACCCGUCCCAUCGACCGCGCCCACAAGACUUGGCGUCGCACUCGAGCCUGUCGCAGCACAAAAUUCAGGAUCUCCAGCUCUGGGCGCUGAGCUCAGCCUUGCAGUCCGAACGUUUGGGCGGUGACAGUGCCUGGGCCGCGCAGACAUCUGCAGCUUUGGCGCUUGACCCUGGAACGGUCGUGCCACCCAUGCGCUAUUUCUCAAGCCUUGGAGUGCGAGUGGAACACCUCUACUACUGGUGGAGUCUGGCUGGUGGAGACCCCUUUUCACUGGUGGCAGCGAAGCUUCUUCUGCGACCAGCGCCUGCCAUCUUGCGGCUGCCGCUUGUGGUCCGCGACGAUGAAUGCAUGGGGACUGUCCACGACUUCCUGUCCGCAGCCGAUGUGCCGCAGCCAACAGUGUCAGGC
Messenger RNA from Symbiodinium sp. CCMP2456, 533 nucleotides. NCBI's taxonomy places the organism in Eukaryota, Dinophyceae, Suessiales, Symbiodiniaceae. The record is from the annotation of a GenBank genome assembly.